Molecule: messenger RNA, 1285 nt
Organism: Cydia amplana
Lineage: Eukaryota; Metazoa; Arthropoda; Insecta; Lepidoptera; Tortricidae
Product: E3 ubiquitin ligase Rnf121
Exons: 10
Coding region: 204-1154 (316 amino acids)
Cellular component (GO): Golgi membrane; endoplasmic reticulum membrane
Molecular function (GO): ubiquitin protein ligase activity; metal ion binding
Source: RefSeq, a predicted model, not a curated record
CACUGUAAGUGACAGCGGUGACCUUACUGUCAAUUUGACAUUUGUCAGACUUGCCAAAAUGACGACUGCUAUCAGCGGCUUACGUUUAAUUUUCCAAUAAACACGCAAAAUUAUUGCAAUUUUAUUGUAAUUAUUAACAUUAUUUAUAAGAAUAAAUGUUAAUUAGUCUAUAGUGCAUUGAUUUUACUAACACAACAUUGAAUAUGGAUCUCCACAGGCCCGUGGAUCCUAACAAGACUUACGAGGAACUAACAUCUGAAGAAAAACUGAGAUAUGAUCAUCAAAGGCUGCACGAGCUGCAUCGGGGACAUGAGGGCAUGCACACCACCAUGAUCCUGAUUCUCAUCGGGACCCUCAUCGUGGCUCAAAUCAUAGUUGUUGAGUGGAAGAAGCGGCAUUAUAGGUCUUAUGCGUUCUUCACAAUGAUAGCGAUGUGGUGUAUACCGCUCAUCAUGAGCGCCCGGAGCCACUGGUGGCGGUUCGUCAUCAUCUGGAGCAUAUUCACGUUACUAACAGGGCUUGUGAUGAGAAAGAGCUCCGUUAAACCCAUGAGCGCUACCACGCCUAGACUAGUGUACAAAUGGUUCUACCUAAUCUACAAAAUCAGCUGUUGUAUUGGCGUGAUCGGCUACGUUAUUAUGAUGCUCACGUUCCUUGGAGUGAACCUACUGUUCGGUGCUAAACCUCAGUCGUGGAUGGACGUGGGCAUGGUGCUUCUAUUCUACGGGCUGUAUUUCGGCGUGCUGGGCCGGGACGUGGCCGAGUACUGCGCGGACAAGAUGGCCGCCUCCAUCGGGUAUUACACACAAGAAGGCAUACCGACGCGGCAGCUGGAAAGCGACGUGUGCGCUGUAUGCGGCGACAAACUUCUAGUAGCUGUUAAUGAGGAGGGCGUUAUAGAGAACACGUACAAGUUGUCGUGCGGGCACGUGUUCCACGAGUUCUGCAUCCGCGGCUGGUGCAUAGUGGGCAAGAAACAGACUUGCCCGUACUGCCGCGAGCGGGUCGACCUCAAGCGGAUGUUCACCAACCCUUGGGACCGGCCGCACCUGCUCUACGGGCAGCUGCUUGAUUGGCUGCGCUGGCUGGUUGCCUGGCAACCACUCGUCAUGUUCCUCGCGCAGGGCAUCAACUGGCUCCUCGGGUUGGAGUGAGACACCAACACUUUCUACCUCACUUUCACAUGCCUUGAUAAUUAAGCUUGUGUGCGUCUUACGUGUAUAACGUACGUUUCAUUUGUCAAAAGAUACCGCAUUGUCGGUAGUGAAUAAGGAGUACUUCUUUU